Molecule: messenger RNA, 645 nt
Organism: Suillus subaureus
Lineage: Eukaryota; Fungi; Basidiomycota; Agaricomycetes; Boletales; Suillaceae
Exons: 3
Coding region: 159-398 (79 amino acids)
Source: RefSeq, a predicted model, not a curated record
AGGCCCAAAAUGCCCUGUUCAUUAGGGUUAAUCUGCUUGAUAUGCUGUAUCGGCCAAUCUGCUUGAAGUGUUCAUCUGCCGGAAUAAGAAUGUUGCAAUAUUGCUCGAUUUUUGAGGCAAGCCAUUAGCCAAUGUCAAACACUGGCCGAGGGUCACCGAUGGUUGACUCGGAGACAGCACUUGCACACGAACACACCAUGUCCACCAUCGCAUGGUUGAACUCUCCGUGUCGUGCUAAUCAAAAUCUCGGGACACUUCAAGAUCAUAUCAAAAUUCGACAGUGGCAUCGUUAUAAACCUGAGAAUGCAAAUCCCGCCAAAAAAAUUGCUUGUUCGAUGGCGAGAUAUGAACGAAACCAUUUUCUGCAAGCGCACACGAUGCUGGUGUUGAGUGGCUGAACGAUGAGCGAGGACUGCCGAGCGAGCUUGAAAAGGUUGACGACUCAUACUUCUUGCUUGGAGGGGCAAAUGCAGAUAUUGAGUUGCGCUCUCCCUAUCUCCGGGACUUCCUGGACGAAACACCCCGAAACGUGAAUCCCCACGCCAAGGUGUUAACAACAUCGUCCAUUGUUGCGUCGUCGUCGUUAGAGGCACUUCCUGAUGCAAAAACCUGGGAUGUAUGGCUGUAGAACCACAUUUACCCUAA